AUGAAAGAAUUAUUCUCCGUGCUUUUCAAUGAUGAGAAUAUUUGUUUGCAUGUACUAACGUUUCUUGAUAUGUGUUCAAUAUGUUCGGUUCAUAGGGUCAAUAAGCAGUUACAUCAUUUACUGGAGAGUACAGUUGGAGAUCGAUGCAUCUAUGGAUUAAGAGUUUAUCAAAUUGCUUGCAAAAUUACUAGUUAUUCAUCGGAAUUCAAAGAACAAAGAGUGAUGAUGAAUGAAAUUUCAUUUUUGAAUCGUUUUGACUGGGGUCAUAAAGUGCUGCAUCAAAAAGAAUUGAAUUUUCAAUCAAAAUCAUCAAUAACCAAUAGCUCUACUAUAUUCAGACGUUUCUACAAGGACAGAAACAACUUUACGUUAUUCAAGGAAAUAUUGAAAGAGUUUUACUUCUUCCCAUUUCAUAGGAUUGGGUUCAAAUCGGAAGCUUAUACUUCAUAUAAAGUCAAACAUGAAGAAUUAUUCAUUGAAAGAUGGAGACCGUGUAAAUUGAUAGAGCAAGUUCUCGCACUAGUUGGAGACUCUAUUCAAGAUGUAAUAGUGGAAUUUCAACAUUAUCUUAUGAUGUACACUAAAAGCCAUUGGAGCGUUUCAAACACAGAUGUAAAGAAAUUGAGUGUGACAUUGGAAUUAUAUGAAUCAAACAGAACAGCGUCUAUUGAAGUACAUGAUAUUUCAGACUCGACUUUGUUAUUUCACUUUCUAGAUAAAUUUUCUGCAUUGAAGAAGAUGCAUGAUGCGGAGAAAGCGAGCCAUAUUUUCAUUUACAGAGGGAAUGUUAAGCCUUCUAGUAUCAUAGCACAAUAUGACAUGAAGACGCCCACAAAAUGUGAUGAUAUAUUUGUUAAGGCUCUAUCUUCAGUUCAAGUUACUGCAACUGUAGGAGGAUUCAAAAAACAAAUUGAAAAACAUAUGAAAAUCGAGUUAAGUGAAAUGAGAGAGGAAUUGUUGGGAUGUGAUGCUUGUCAAGUGUACGAGUGGGAAGACGGCGCUUCCGCUUACAACGCUCGUCAGCAAGUAUUUGUCAUUUGUCCUAAUCGCUGUGACGCCCUGAUGUUUAUGUAUUACGAAAAACAUAUUACCUAUUGA
Naegleria lovaniensis is the source of this 1098-nucleotide messenger RNA. RefSeq lists its product as uncharacterized. NCBI's taxonomy places the organism in Eukaryota, Heterolobosea, Eutetramitea, Acrasida, Naegleriidae. The transcript has a single exon. Gene Ontology annotation, molecular function: protein binding. The record is from RefSeq and is a predicted model, not a curated record. Bases 1 to 1098 code for a protein of 365 amino acids.